This is a messenger RNA of Hordeum vulgare subsp. vulgare (domesticated barley), 1428 nucleotides long. Its product is annotated as putative FBD-associated F-box protein At5g56440. The coding region runs from base 1 to 1428 and encodes 475 amino acids. NCBI's taxonomy places the organism in Eukaryota, Viridiplantae, Streptophyta, Magnoliopsida, Poales, Poaceae. Gene Ontology annotation, molecular function: protein binding. The record is from RefSeq and is a predicted model, not a curated record. The transcript has 4 exons.
AUGGAUGCGCACAACCUCAAGAAGCGCAAGAUGGACCGACCGGAAGAUCAAGAACCACCGCCGGAGAGCGGCAGGGCCGGCGACCUCGACUUCAUCAGCGCCCUCCCCGACGACCCCCUGUGCACCAUCAUCUCCCUCCUCCCCACCAAGGACGGCGCCCGCACGCAGGCCCUCGCCCGCCGGUGGCGGCCCCUCUGGCGGUCUGCACCCCUCAACCUCGUCGGCGAUGGCCUCUCCGGCCAGGAGCGUAAGCGCGUCGUCUACAUCUCCAAGAUCCUCGCCGAGCACCCUGGCCCGGCGCUCCGCCUCUCGCUCCCCUCCUUCCGUGAACGCCACCAAGACAAGAUCGACCGCUGGCUUCGUUCCCAGGCCCUCACCGGCCUCCAGGAGCUCAGCUUCGACUACCACCCCGCAGGCUUCCCGUGGUACCAGCUGCCGACGACCCCGCCGCCCCAGAUACCACAGUCCGCGCUCCGCUUCGCGCCGACACUCCGCGUCGCCAGCAUCAGCUACUGCUAUUUCCCUAAGCUGCCCGCCCAGUCUCUGAAUUUUCCGCAUCUCAAGCAGCUCAGCAUGUACAGGGUCACCAUCUCGGGGCACGCUCUGCACAGCUUGCUCUCUGGCUGCCUUUCACUUGAAAGCCUCUUGCUGAAAGAUAAUGUUGGCGUCGGCCGCCUCCGCAUCAGCUCCUCGACCCUUAGGAGCAUAGGCUUUUCUGCUCCUUCUUUGAUUGUAGCUUCCCGUAUCCAAGAGCUGAUCAUCGAGGACGCCCCUUGCCUUGAGAGGUUGCUGCCGCUCACUCCAGACUAUGGUCCAUCGACUGUCCAGAUCAUCAGAGCACCCAAGCUGCAGAUGACGGUUUUGUUGUCAAAUGGCACAUCCAAACUCCAUAUUGGAACCAUGGUUUUUCAGGAAAUGCCUGCCAUCAACGUGACAACCAUCAUGCACACUGUCAAGUUUUUGGUUAUCGACUCUGUUGGCCCUGAUCUCGAUGCAGUAAUUAGCUUCCUCAAGUGCUUCCCCUGCUUAGAAAGGCUGUAUAUCAUUUCGCACCUACGGAAAGGAAUGAAAAAUGCGCGAAAAUAUGACCCGCUGGAUCCAGUGGAAUGCCUCACGCUCCAUCUCAAAACAGUGGUCUUGCAGAACUACUGGGGCAACAAGCCAGAUGUGGACUUUGCCAAAUUUUUCAUCUUGAAUGCAAUGGUGCUAGAACAAAUGAUAUUUAGAACCCUCAACAGCUGCAAUGACAAAUGGAUGUCUGAUCAACAUAGACGGUUGCAAGUAGACAACAGAGCUUCUCCUGAUGCUCGAUUUGAAUUCAAACGAUGUCACAAUGAUAGCUGGUGCUGCUUCCCUGACAGCAAGCAUAUCCAUGAUUUAUCUGUGUCGAAUCCCUUUGCUGAUAGAUUCGAGAAUAAUUUCUUCUGA